Malassezia restricta is the source of this 5634-nucleotide messenger RNA. RefSeq names its product nuclear pore complex protein Nup205. Lineage: Eukaryota; Fungi; Basidiomycota; Malasseziomycetes; Malasseziales; Malasseziaceae. Gene Ontology annotation, molecular function: structural constituent of nuclear pore. The record is from RefSeq and is a predicted model, not a curated record. The transcript has a single exon. Bases 1 to 5634 code for a protein of 1877 amino acids. Gene Ontology annotation, cellular component: nuclear pore; nuclear pore inner ring. Gene Ontology annotation, biological process: nuclear pore organization.
AUGACGUCGGCGGCCGGCGUCAUUCAUGUGUUUGAACCGGCACGCUUUGAGUCUCUGUAUGAUAUAAUUCAUACUGUAUCAGCCGUGCCGGAUGCUUGUGAUCACGACUGGUACCUGGCUGUCGAGCGCAACAAGCAUGCACUGUCACACCUUGGCCGCGUGCAAGGGCCAAAUGACGCAGAGCGCCGCGAUAUAUCGAAAGGCGUGAUUAUGGUCAAUGGAAAGGAAAAGUCGUUGAAUGCAGACUUUGUCGCACAGACGCUGCUGCUCUCUGACGAGCUGCAGGUAUCCGAGGGCUACGCAGCAUCUCUCCUACAAGAAGGCAUCGCUGCACGGGCGCGAUGGGGCCGCGCACCAUCGGAGGUCGCGUGUCUCUUAUACUACCGCGAGCGUCUUGCGCUGCUUGCGUGCGUAAAAGAGCUUGCACGUGGCACGUAUACCCUAUGUGUCGGUGGCGACUUGCGUACGGGGAUUCGGAUGGGCCGGGUUCUCGACGAUGUCUUGCAGGACGGCGCCUUUCUCGAAAACGUCCUCAAAGAGCUAGAUACGCUGCGUUCGGAACGCGAACGCGUGAAAGCAUCGAUGCAAAAAGCACGUACCACGAACGCGAGUCUGAGCGAUGAGGUUCAGAUGGAACGCUUUGCGUGGAUUCAUCAAGCGGAACAGGAACUUUGUCACGUUGUCUACUUACUUGCUCUUGCGCGCCGUCUUGGUCCGAGUGCGAUCGAGGCAUUGCUCACGUACUUGGCGAAAUGCACAGUGCCUACACCGACGGCACAGGGACCUACGGCGCCCUCAACCAGCUUGUGCCUCAUGACGGCCAUACUGGCUGUGCUAGAUACGGUGCCAGAUGAAGCAGGAGAGUGGCUUGCGCAGCAUAGCGCUGCGCCCCUUUGCACGGCCGAGGCACUGCGCAAUGAUGCGCGUUGCCUCGAAUCGAUUUGGCGGAUUGUCUCGACUGGCGCAUGGGCCACGCCGGGGAUCCAACAUGUGGUGCAGCUUCAAUUGGCUGUGUUUCUCACGGAGGCAUUUGCGACACACACGUCUCUUUCGCCUGCGCUGGGCCAGUCAACUGACGACGUACAAGCACUGGCCAUGCGUGCCAUCACCUCGGACCAUGAUGCCUCUGCCUUGCUCUUUUUGCUAUUGCGUGUUCUCUCCUUCCGACGCGGCUCUGAUGACGAUAUCGACGUGGAAGAUCUGGGCCCCGUCUCGAUUGACCCCGAGUUCCAAGAGUAUGUUCUGCAGCAAGUGGAACAUCUCAUGCGGGGCUUGACGUCAACGUGCUUCCCACUCUUACGCAAGAUGCAGCGCUCCGAAGAAGACGCGGCUAUUUCGACUCUGCGCGCUUCUCGGCCAGGCAGCGGUGUGGCGUCUUCGACGCGGCGCUACGACAUUGAAGCUUUGUUUGACUUGAUGGCACUGCUGUGCCGAGGUCGGCCUGAAUCAGGCCUACCGUUCUGGCAGGGCCCUGACCGGCGCAUUUCGCGCUUCCUCUUGUGGGCCGUCGAUACUCGCGAGCUUGGACAGCAGCGUGCCCUGCUCGGCAUGCUCGCCUCCCUCGCGGAAGGUGAGCAGUGUGCCGUUUAUGCCCAUGCUCUCCUUGAGCACGAAGCAGCUGCUCCUACGGGUAGUGAGCGCCGCCUCGUGACAUGGUCGCACCUAUUCGACUGGGUAGCCCAUUAUAUCGAAGCAUUUCAGCGGCACACGGUGGCUGUGAUGCCUCCUGAGGAAAUGCUACUUCUCCGUGGCUUUCUUGGCGUGCUUGCGACGGUCGUUCGAUACAGUCCUGCCACACGCGACGCGCUAUUCUCUCAUAAGGCCUAUGCACCAUUAGAACGCCUAUUUGCGCUGUAUGCGUGCGCUGUUCCUAUGGAUCUCAAGGCAGCUCUCCUGCGUGCUAUGGCAGCAUUUGCCACUCAGACGGGCACGGGAGCGUCGCCACGUAUUUUGAGUGCAUUGUGGGACAAUCUGGAUCAGAGUGGUGCCAUUCGCAGCGUACGUGGCGAGCCUCCGCGGGCCCUGUAUGAGCUAGAACACAUCGAGUGCGUUCACGGCCGCUAUCCAGGCACCCAUGCCCUUGUUUCUUUCCUGAGUGCCAUUCUACCCCAUGUCGCCCCCGUGUCGAAUGCUGCGACUCUUGUCGCACAUAUGCAAGACACACUUUCGCUUACGGCGCCCAUGCUAGCGUCUCGUAAGUCGUCGGCUCACGCCGUGUCGUACGUCACAUUUGUGCUGGAUCAUGUCCUGCUUCCUGCCUCUACACGGACGUAUGUACGUCCAGCCGAGCGCUGGUCUCUCUCUGCCGCCUGCCUUGAGUUCGCCGAGCAAUGCCUCGCUACGCUGCCCGUAGCGCCGCUUGAUUCGACGCACCCAGGCUUCGACGUGCUGCGCCGAUUGCUGAGUGGCACGCCUUUUUUGCAAGAGAUCUUCUUUUUCGUGCAUCCCGACCCAUCUUGCGCUGGCUAUGAAGUCAUCAAUUUCAACAUGGCGCAGACGCCGGACUAUGUCCGCGUCGUGCGUGCCGCGUUGCGUAUCCUGCUACAUGUGCUGGACCUCCAGAACGAUGUGUUGCAUGUGCUUCCAUUGACGCACGAUGCCGCCCUCAAGGAUCGAGCGCUGUUUCUCCCGCUGGACGCUCACCUGUUACACGCCCAUCAGAUUGUCGUGCAGGUGGCGCUCUAUGUGCACUGUGUUGACGCCGAGGCUGCAUGGCUCGCUGUGCGUCUGUUGCGUGCCCUGGCGCGCACAUCAACGUUCCAGGCCACGGACGCAUUUGGCCCACUGCGUGCGCGUACAUCGUGCAACCGCCUUGUGGGUCUUCUCGACAUGACGGGUGAGACGUCUCGUGUCAUCAGCGGCGUGCUUGCAUGGCUUGAAGCGGACAGCGACGAUGGAGAAGAUGCUGGUGCCUCGCCUGCCAAGAUCCAGCGCGAGCUGCUGGAUCUGUUCCUCGACCAGCUUGCUCCUGAUGCGCCUGCUCCGAAUGUGGCGCACCUGCUCUUGGGCUUUGAUAUGAACGCCCCCGAAUCGGAUCGCCUAGUGCAAGGUUCACGUGAUGCUUUACUUCACACGCUCGUCAAGCGUGUCACACCGCCCAGCACAUGGACGCCUGCUCUGGCUGAGCGGUGCUAUGCGGUGCUGCACCGCGCCUGCCUUCACCCUUACACGAGUGCUUCGAUGCUGCGAUUUCUCCGAAUGCACGACUUUUGUGCCGUGCAGCUACGGGCUCUGCCGCUCACUCCCAUGACCGUCCCUGAUCAGGGCACUCUCGUGUACGGCGCGACGGGCGAGGCCAUCUCGACGAGCCCUGAGUGGGCGCUUGCGCUUUUGCACACGCAUGCGCACAUGCUCUCGCUUGUGGCGCUAGAACUUCAUACCCUGGCAGUGCAUGAUCAAUUGCCUCGUGCUGCGCCGCUCCUGGCCAUUCUGCUAGGCGAGCCCACGAAGCCAGAGUAUGGUGACGUUCGUGGUCGGUGGCGCUCAUUGCUGGAUGCCACAGAUGUGACGUGGAUGGAUGAACACGAAGCACACAACCCCAAGCUGGCUGCGCGCCUUUCUCCUGCGCUUGUCCAAGAUCCUAUCAUGGCCGCGUCGCGUGCGUACGACAUCCAUGCGGUGGCUUCGCUGCUUCUCGAGGAACGUGGCACACAAGAUCAUGCCGUCUGGCUCGAUCAAGCGCGCCUCGUGCUUCUUUGGGCGGCGUCGCAAAACACGCGCAAGGCACUCGCGCAUGCCAGGCAGGAAGCAUGCGCCGCAUGGCGGCAAGUGCUUGACGUGCUCGUGUGUGAUGUGCUGGGCACCACCGUGCGUGUGGAUGUGCGGAUGCCUUUUCUUUUGGACUGUGUCUCGGCCCUACUUCCGCGCUUGAAUGAGACGGAUGAAACCACGGUGCCUAGUAUGGCCGCCAGUACGAUUCUUUCCCUCCUGCAUGCCGUCAGAGCAUGCGAGGACCAGAGCGACGCAGAUCUUGGCAUGAUCGGGCCGGACCGUCUCGUGGAUACGGUGCGUGCUAUUCUGCAUGUGGUGUGUGCUGCUGGCAGUCUGACCAGUGCUUCGAUGCGUUAUGAUCUGUACCUGAGCGUCGUAUGUGCUGUGCAAAUGGUGCUUCGCACGUCGGCAGCACCGCGCAUGCACUCGCUUCUUGUCGCGCACGCCGAUAACCUUGUGCAUGUACUGGCCCGCGACGCGUUGGACGGCUCAGAUGUUAUGCAGACCGUCGCACUUACAACCUUGAGUCACUUGGUGGCAUGGGAUGCGACCAAAGGCACUGCCUCGAUGCGUGUGGGCGAGCGACUCGCGUCGGCCGGGUACAUGAAGAGCCUUGUUUUGCGUAUUCAGGAGCUCGAUAUGCCACUACAAGCCACGCUUGUGCCAGAUCCUCCUUCGCUCAAUGCCUUGUAUGUGUAUGAGGCGCUGCUCACCCUGUUGGGCCGACUUGCACACAGUCGUGCGUCGCUGCUGAUGGACGCACGCAUUGUGGAUGUCCUUGCACGCGUCGACUUCCCAUCUCUUCGGCCAGAACACACGCUCGAUGACACGGACGGGUUCCUUCCGCCUGUGGCAGAGCGGUACGCCAGCUUAUUGACGCCGCUGCUGCAGCUGCUUGCGGCGAUCCUCGCAUCGAUGCCGCAUGCGCACAACAGCGUGCACGCUCUGUUGCUGGCUCACCAGGAUGCUCUUCUUGCGACACUACACGCCGCCACACAGGCGUCGCCGGGCAUCAGUGACGUGGAACAAGCAGCUCUGCUUGUACAGAUCCUUACCUUUGUGACACCUCCAUCGCCGUUCCACGCUGCGUGCCUCGCACUGGCAGCCACGUACCUCGUACCAAAUGCGCACGAUCUACUUCGACCACUCACACCCACUGAACGCGAAGAUGCUUCGAUGCUUGCUCUCACAUACAAUGGGCUGGUACAAACGGCAGCAGACACGCGCCUGACCUUGUUUGAAUCCAACGCCCGUCGCGCCGUCGAUCACUUGGCUCGUGCAUUGGUUCAGUACAUGGAGCAGACCAGCAGCGAAGGCGACGCUCGCGCCAUCCUCGUCCCAUCUAUGCACGUCGCUCGAGUAUCAGACCACGCAUCGUCUGCUGCGCGCGUUGUGGCUGCACCGUCUCUUGGCGUGGCUAUUGCGGCGCUGGGCGAUCAAUGCACGUCCCUCACCUUGGCGAUAUCGAGUCUUGAGCGCGUGGAAUCUUACCGCCGUGAUCCUGACGCUGUGCAUGCGGACGAAUGGGCAGAUCUCGCGCAGGAAGCAGGCCUCAUGUCGUCAUCGUCGGUCCUCUCAAUGCAGUACCGUGCCACGUGUAUCAAGGCGCUGGAACGUGUGUCAAGGGAUCUGGUUGCUACGGUCGAGGCCAAGCUCGAUAUGGUGGAGCGAUGGCUCGUGCUCCUUGUGCGGCAUCUUGAUCUUUUCAUGCACAUGAGUACGGCACGCGCAUCGUUCAGUACCGACGCGCUACGCUCUGGCGCACGAGCUAUGCUCAUGCCCAUUCUGGAGGAGCGUCUUGCCUAUCUGUCUGUACCAGCCCACAUCGUGCCGUCUGCGGACGACCAUGCUACUUUCCUUCAAAUGGGCGCCCGUCGCAUUGCAGAGGAGCUGCUCGACACCACAUUGCUUCCAGCAUCAUAG